Molecule: messenger RNA, 765 nt
Organism: Carlito syrichta (Philippine tarsier)
Lineage: Eukaryota; Metazoa; Chordata; Mammalia; Primates; Tarsiidae
Gene: TNNT3
Product: troponin T3, fast skeletal type
Exons: 10
Biological process (GO): muscle contraction; sarcomere organization; regulation of muscle contraction
Cellular component (GO): troponin complex
Molecular function (GO): troponin C binding; troponin I binding; tropomyosin binding
Source: RefSeq, a predicted model, not a curated record
GUGCUUCUGCCGGCCUGGAGUCAUGGCAGGACCCUUUUGUGGCUGAUGGGCUGGAGGAGAAGCCAAGACCCAAACUCACUGCUCCGAAGAUCCCCGAAGGGGAGAAAGUAGACUUCGAUGACAUUCAGAAGAAGCGCCAGAACAAAGACCUCAUGGAGCUCCAGGCCCUCAUCGACAGCCACUUCGAGGCCCGGAAGAAGGAGGAGGAGGAGCUGAUUGCCCUCAAGGAGAGAAUCGAGAAGCGCCGAGCAGAGAGAGCUGAGCAGCAGAGGAUUCGUGCCGAGAAGGAGCGGGAGCGCCAGAACAGACUGGCAGAGGAAAAGGCCAGGAGGGAGGAGGAAGAUGCCAAGAGAAGAGCUGAGGACGACCUGAAGAAGAAGAAGGCUCUGUCCUCCAUGGGCGCCAACUACAGCAGCUACCUGGCCAAGGCUGACCAGAAGAGAGGCAAGAAGCAAACGGCCCGAGAGAUGAAGAAGAAGAUCCUGGCCGAGAGACGCAAGCCCCUCAGUAUUGACCAUCUCAGCGACGACAAGCUGAGGGACAAGGCCAAGGAGCUCUGGGACACCCUGUACCAGCUCGAGACCGACAAGUUCGAGUUUGGGGAGAAACUGAAGCGUCAGAAAUACGACAUCACCACUCUCAGAAGCCGCAUCGACCAGGCCCAGAAGCACAGCAAGAAGGCUGGGACUCCGGCCAAGGGCAAGGUCGGCGGGCGCUGGAAGUAGCCGGGCCAGGGAGGACGCCCCGGGCGGAGACCCUCAGCCC